Molecule: messenger RNA, 1106 nt
Organism: Brienomyrus brachyistius
Lineage: Eukaryota; Metazoa; Chordata; Actinopteri; Osteoglossiformes; Mormyridae
Exons: 2
Coding region: 113-970 (285 amino acids)
Source: RefSeq, a predicted model, not a curated record
CACCGUAGCUUAGCAACCGAAUCAUAACAAUUCUUUUCCGUUUAGAGUUUUCAUUUGAACAUUUAAAGCAGCUCAGACUUGCAGUUUAUCAGCAAGAGAGAAGACGCGAAAGAUGUCCAUCGUGAAAACCACCGUGAAUCUCCAGAGGAUUGACUGGCUGCUGCCGAAAGGUGCAGUCAGUGUGCGGAUCGCCCCGGAAUACAUCCCCGGUCCAGUUGGCCGAGGACAAACCAGUUCCAGUGAUGCUGGCCGUAGGAAGAAGUGCCGCACCAGGCCGCCGGCAGCCAGCUCCCUGACCACGUCUGCCUCUCCUGGAUCUGCUGCCAUCCCGGUGGCAACCAGCAGGGGUCAGCAGGGCACAGGCCGCCGUAGAAAUACGGCGGGAGGCCGGUCAGGGCGAAGAAGGAGGUAUGACCAACAGAAGGGGUUAGAGCCUAAGCCCAGCUCACCAACCUUCUCCUCCUCUUCAUUUUUAUUUCCGUCUUCAGCCCCCUCCUCUUUUGUUUCAUCCCCAUUUCUUUUUAUGAGCUCCUCUGUUUUAUCCCCACACUUAGUCACACCUGUAAGCCCAGCUCCACAUCCAUAUUCAGCUCCAGGCCUGGUUCAUCUGACCCCUCUGCUUCAGGCUCCAGCACAGGCUGUAGCCGCCUCAUCUCACCUGGAAAAAUUCUAUUGGUUGUAUAACUAUUAUGUAACCAAGUACUCUAAAAUGACCUAUGACGCCAAGUGCUUUACUGAGUACUGGUGUCAGGAGUUUUGGAACAGACAUUUAAAUGAAAUUAACUUAGCGAAACAGGGGAAGAAUGAGGAUAAUGAGGGUACUCAUUCAUCCAAGAGGCGUAGGAUUGAUGAAGAUGAGUUCAUCUUUCCUAUUGAUGCACUGGAGCAGCUAAGUACCAUGCCCAGGGCUCAGGAGAUGGGUGUGGAGAUGGGCUAUCAGUCAGAUGCACAUAGCUACAUUUCCCUGUAGAUUCAGCACAUAAUUACACGAGAGUUGUCAUACAUACUUAGGAUAAGAUAAAAUUAGGAUAUGUUACCAUGUAGUUCUAUAGCAUAAGGUACUAUAGGAUAAGAUUAAGAUAGGAUAAGGUUAAGAUUGUAUAGAA